This is a messenger RNA of Saccostrea cuccullata (small rock oyster), 440 nucleotides long. RefSeq names its product ryncolin-4-like. The transcript is spliced from 4 exons. The coding region runs from base 12 to 440 and encodes 142 amino acids. The record is from RefSeq and is a predicted model, not a curated record. NCBI's taxonomy places the organism in Eukaryota, Metazoa, Mollusca, Bivalvia, Ostreida, Ostreidae.
UUUUUUGCAAGAUGCUGCUUCCUGUAGUUUGUGUUUGGUUUGCUGUCACGGCUUCUAAUGCCAUCGCUGUUUACCAAAGUUUUGAAAACAAAAUCGGUAAUAAUCUUGCCAGUGCUUUAAAAGUUGCGAAAAUAAGCCAGCCCAUUUCAAUUGAUAUUACCUCUCAUUACGUAGUGGGAAAAAGUCACGGAGUUUCAAAAAAUUGUUGGGAUAUGUUACGGAAAUUUCCAAGAUUAAGGGGAAAGGAUGGAGUAUACAGAAUAUCCGUAGGCUCUGAGUUCAAGUCUGUUUACUGUGACAUGAGUACUGAUGGAGGAGGGUGGACGGCAAUACAAAGAAGACAGGACGGCUCUACAGAUUUUUACCGGACUUGGCGUGAUUAUAAACAUGGAUUUGGGCUACCCUCUAAAAACUACUGGAUCGGUAAGACUGACUUGUAG